Molecule: messenger RNA, 2313 nt
Organism: Adineta steineri
Lineage: Eukaryota; Metazoa; Rotifera; Eurotatoria; Adinetida; Adinetidae
Source: the annotation of a GenBank genome assembly
AUGGCAGUAUCUAUUGACAACGAAGCACGUCUCGUUCUAUUUCAAUCAAUUGGUCUCAAUGAACAAAAAGCUCGUGAAACAUUGAAAAAUCAUGAUCUUACUCGUGUUUUGGAGACAACUAUCAAUGAAACUAAAAAGAUUUUACCUAAUGAAAAUCAAAUAACUAAAUCAAUUGGUAAUCUUCUCUAUGCUCUUUCAACAAAGAGUAAACAACAAAUAUAUCAUUUACAUUCCUAUUUAAUUAAAUAUAUUUGUGAAGAAAAAAUCAAAACUGAACAACAGCUCAUAGCCGCUAUUGAUUAUCUUUUAACAAAUCCAACGGAACCAGUUGAUCAGAAAGCAUUAGAAGAAAGUGCAGGUAUUGGAGUCAUAGUGACUUCUGAGGAAAUUAAACAUAUGGUCGAAGAAAUUAUUGAACAAAACAAAACUAAAUUACUUGAACAGAAGUAUGAAUUUUCCAUCGGUACACUUUUAGGUGAAGUUCGUAAACGUUUAAAAUGGGCUGAUGGAGGAACUAUUAAAGCAGAAAUGGAUAAUCAAUUACUUAAACUUCUUGGUCCUAAAGAUCAUUCUACUAAAAAGACAACACAAAAAUCAAAUGUUUCAUCAACGACUGAGAAUGGACAAGUACGUUCAUUUGCGGAUUUAGUUGGUGAAGCAUUGAAUUUUCAUAAACCAGGUGAAAAUUAUAAAACAGAAGGAUAUCAAAUGACACUGAACACAAUGAAUCUUAUUCGAGAACAUUUAAAAAAAACAGGUGGACAAGUUAUAACACGAUUUCCACCUGAACCUAAUGGAAUUUUACAUAUUGGUCAUGCUAAAGCAAUUAAUUUUAAUUUUGGUUAUGCAAAAAUUAAUAAUGGUAUUUGUUAUUUACGUUAUGAUGAUACAAAUCCAGAAAAAGAAGAAGAAAAAUUUUUUACUGGCAUCCUUGAUAUUGUUAAAUGGCUUGGUUAUGAACCCUAUAAAGUAACUCAUGCAUCAGAUCAUUUUGAUCAAUUAUUUGAAUGGGGUAAAGAAUUAAUUCGUCGUGAUCUUGCUUAUGUUUGUCACCAAAAAUGUGAUGAAUUAAAAGGACAUAAUAUUCCUGAAUCACCAUGGCGUAACCGACCUAUUGAUGAAUCUUUACAAUUAUUUGAAGAUAUGAAACAUGGUAAAUUCUCUGAAGGUGAAGCAACAUUACGUAUGAAAUGUGUAAUGGAAGAUGGGAAACUUGAUCCUGUUGCUUAUCGUAUUAAAUUUGCUCAUCACGCUAAGACGGGUGAUAAAUGGUGUAUCUAUCCAACAUAUGAUUAUACACAUUGUUUGAAUGAUUCAAUUGAAAAUAUUACUCAUUCAUUAUGUACAAAAGAAUUUCAAGCAAGACGUUCUUCAUAUUACUGGUUAUGUAAUUCUCUUGAUGUAUAUUGUCCUGUACAAUGGGAAUAUGGUCGUUUAAAUCUUCAAUAUACCGUUGUAUCAAAACGAAAAAUUGUUAAAUUAGUUGAAAAUAAUGUUGUUAGAGAUUGGGAUGAUCCACGUUUAUAUACAUUAACUGCAUUGAGACGACGAGGUUUUCCACCUGAAGCAAUUAAUUUGUUUUGUGCUCGUAUUGGUGUAACAAUGUCACAAACUGUUCUUCAUCCAGAUAUGCUUGAUGCAUGUGUACGUGAAGUACUUAAUGCUACUGCUCCAAGAGUAAUGGUUGUGCUAGAACCAUUAAAAGUAACGAUUACUAAUUUUCCAUAUGAACAUAUGAUAGAAUUACCUGUACUUAAUAUUCCUGGAGAAGAAUCGAAUGGUUCUCAUACAAUUAAAUUUGAUUCUGUGGUUUAUAUUGAAAAAUCCGAUUUUAAUGAAAAUCCACCAAAAGAUUUCAAACGAUUAACACCUCAUCAAUCAUGUGGAUUAAAAUAUACUAGUUUAGUUCUUACUAUUCAAGAGAUCAUUCGAGAUUCAAAUAAUGAACCUAUUGAAUUAAAAGUAACAUGUCAAAGAGUAACUGAUGAAGGUGUUGCAAAAUAUAAAAGUUUCAUUCAUUGGGUAUCACAUCCAAAUAAAUGUGAAGUUCGACUUUAUGAAAGACUUUUUCUCCAUCCAAAUCCUGAAGAUAAAAAAGAAGUUCCAGAUGGUUUUCUUUCAGAUAUUAAUCCAAAUUCAUUAAUAAUCAAUUCAAACGCUUUUGCUGAUGAUGGCAUUAAAAAUGCUAAAAUAUUGGAUAAGUUUCAAUUUGAACGUAUAGGAUAUUUUAGUGUUGACCAAGAUACAACAAAUGAAAAACAUGUAUUCAAUCGAACAGUAACACUAAAAGAAGACAAACAACGCAUCUCAUAA